Fusarium keratoplasticum is the source of this 1050-nucleotide messenger RNA. RefSeq lists its product as uncharacterized. The record is from RefSeq and is a predicted model, not a curated record. NCBI's taxonomy places the organism in Eukaryota, Fungi, Ascomycota, Sordariomycetes, Hypocreales, Nectriaceae. The transcript has 8 exons. The coding region runs from base 1 to 1050 and encodes 349 amino acids.
AUGGCAGAGGGUCUCGGUCAAGUGAUAUCGUGGUAUAUCUGCACCGUGGUCGCCUGUCUCUUCCUGGCCGCCCGGUUGUGGAUCCGAUUUCGAAAGUUUGGGUCACUGGCGGUCGACGACGGACUCAUUAUACUGGCGACAUGUUGUCUCAUCGGGGACUUGGUUAUACAGCAGCAUAUGUGGAAUCUGGGGAUGGCUGAGAUUCCAAAGGCGAGCAGGGAGAACUUUAUACAGAUUAUGAAGAUGAUUGUUCCCGGAUCGAUCCUUUACGUGUCUUCGCUAUGGGCCAUCAAGAUCGCCCUCGUGCUCUUCUACAAGCGACUCGCAGCGCCAGGAACGAAACUACAGAUUAUUUACAAUGUCGCGCUCGGCCUUUUGGUCGUGUUCUGGACCGUCAUCUUCUUUCACAUUAUCUUUCAGUGCUUCCCGCACGACAAGAGAUGGUCGCAAGAUCCCGAUUAUCAGUGCGAUCCGCACAACGCUGAGAUCAACUACUGGUUGACUAUUAUCCUGAAUAUCGGCACUGAUGUUGCCAUCAUCAGUCUGCCGAUUUCCAUGGUUCUCCAGCUUCAAAUGAAGAUGAAGCAAAAGCUUGGUGUUGCAGCCAUCUUUGCGCUCGGCUUCUUUGUCGUGAUCGCAAGCAUCAUUCGAGCAUAUUAUUCGAAACGAAACGAGACCAUGUUGACGUGCACUGUCUCCAUGAUUGAGACCGCUGUCGCAAUCAUCGCCACAUGCCUUCCACCGCUUCGCACCCUUCUCCUUGGACACAUGUCUUCCGCCGGAACCGGCUCCAACUACGGUCAUUACGAACUCUCAUCAGCGGGCGCAAACCGCAGUAGACGAACACAACAAAGCCGCAUCACGACCAAUGUCGUCGGGGGAACGAGUAACCGAGACAACGACUCGCAGGAUGAGCUGGUCAAGGAAACGACGGGUCGACCGAUCGAUAGGGCAGACAAGGCAGGAAUCACGGUCAACACGACGAUCCAGAUGCAUCAUGGAAGGGAUGAAAAUAGGACAUCGCGGGUGGAGCCUGGGGAUUUCGCCUAG